Molecule: messenger RNA, 2005 nt
Organism: Cololabis saira (Pacific saury)
Lineage: Eukaryota; Metazoa; Chordata; Actinopteri; Beloniformes; Belonidae
Product: tripartite motif-containing protein 16-like
Exons: 2
Coding region: 189-1877 (562 amino acids)
Molecular function (GO): zinc ion binding; protein binding
Source: RefSeq, a predicted model, not a curated record
GAGAGAGAGAGGGGAAAAGGGAGCUGCUCAUAGCUGAACCACCGGCGGUGCGUAAAAUCAGCAACCUGUGGACCAGGACCAGAACCAAGAGUUCCACAACCACCAGGACGCCGCCGACUACCUCCAGGGCAUCUCAAAAUUUAGGUUCAAGGAAGUAAAACACACCGACGGAGUCACAGAGAGGUGAAAUGGCAGAGAAAGGAGUUCAGUUAGACCAAGAAACCUUUUCUUGUUCGAUCUGUCUGGAUCUACUGAAGGAUCCGGUGACAAUUCCCUGUGGACACAGUUACUGCAAGAACUGUAUUAAAACCCACUGGGAUGGAGGGGAUCAAAGGGGAACCCACGACUGUCCUCAGUGCAGGAAGACCUUCAGACCGAGACCCGUCCUGGUGAGAAACAUCAUGUUAGCAGAGUUAGUGGAGGAGAUGAAAAAGACUGGACUCCAAGCUGCUCCUGCUGAUCUCUGCUAUGCUGGACCUGAAGAUGUGACCUGUGAUGUCUGCACUGGGAGGAAGGUGAAAGCUGUCCAGUCCUGUCUGGUCUGUCUGGCCUCUUAUUGUGAGAAACAUCUCCAACCUCACUAUGAUGCUCCUGCUUUUAAAAAACACCAGCUGGUGGAUCCCUCCAAGAAGCUCCAGGAGAACAUCUGCUCUCUCCACGAUGAGGUGAUGAAGAUCUUCUGUCGUACUGAUCAGCAGAGUAUCUGUUAUCUGUGUUCAAUGGAUGAACAUAAAGGUCAUGUAACGGUUCCAAUCGUAGCAGAAAGGUGUGAGAAGCAGAAGGAGCUGGAGGUGAGUAGACAACAAAUCCAGCAGAGAAUCCAGGACCGAGAGAAAGACAUGGAGCUGCUUCAGCAGGAGGUGGAGGACAUCAAUGUCUCUGCUGAUAAAGCAGUGGAGGACAGUGAGAAGAGCUUCAACGAGGUGAUCCGUCUCCUCCAGAAAAGCAGCUCUGAUGUGAAGCAGCAGAUCACAUCCCUGCAGGAACAUGAAGUGAGUCGAGUCAAAGAUAUUCAGGAGAAGCUGCAGCAGAAGAUCAAUGACCUGAAGAGGAGAGAAGCUGAGUUGGAGCAGCUCUCACACACAGAGAACCACAAUCAGUUCCUCCUCAACUACCGCUCACCGUCACCCCUCAGUGGCUCCACACUCUCAUCCAGCAUCCAGAUUCGUCCUCUCAGGUACUUUGAGGAUGUGACAGCAGCUGUGUUAGAGACCAGAGAGAAACUACAGGACCUUCUGAGAGAGACUUGGACAAACAUCUCACUGUCAGUGGCUGAAGUAGAUGUUUUACUGCCGGGACCAGAACCAAAGACCAGAGAUGGACUCUUGAAAUAUUCAAGAAAAAUCACUCUGGAUCCAAACACAGCUCACGAACAACUGUUUCUGUCUGAUGGGAACAGAAAAGUAACACUAAUGAACAGACGAAAGUCUCAUUCCAGUCAUCCAGACAAAUUCACUACUUGGUGGCAAGUGCUGAGUAAAGAAAGUGUGACCGAACGUUGCUACUGGGAGGUGGAAUUUAGAGGAGGAGGAAUUCGUGUUGCAGUUGCAUACAAGAACAUCAGCAGGGCAGGGAGCUCGGAUGACUGUGGGUUUGGACACAAUGACAAAUCCUGGGCGCUACAUUGUGAAACAAGCAGUUAUUCAGUCUGCCACAACAACAUCCAAACUCCCGUCUCAGGUCCUCCUUCCUCCAGAGUUGGAGUGUACCUGGACCACAGAGCUGGUCUUCUGUCCUUCUACAGCGUCUCUGAGACCAUGACCCUCCUCCACAGAGUCCAGACCUCCUUCACCCAGCCGCUCCACGCUGGACUCUGGCUUGAUUAUGCAGAUGAAAACACUGCUGAGUUUGUUUCCAUUAUUGCUGGUGAGAACUGAGAAUUUUUCUUCACUGCUUAAAUACAUAUCAGCUGUCAAUCAUUUUUCAUGGGCAGUACUUGGAUGUUUUUUUAGGGCCCGAACACUGACAGUGCGAAGGCCCUAUUGUAUCUGUAGGAAUUUUUCUU